Messenger RNA from Entamoeba histolytica HM-1:IMSS, 1229 nucleotides. RefSeq lists its product as uncharacterized. The record is from RefSeq and is a predicted model, not a curated record. The transcript has a single exon. The coding region runs from base 96 to 1112 and encodes 338 amino acids. Gene Ontology annotation, molecular function: protein binding. NCBI's taxonomy places the organism in Eukaryota, Evosea, Mastigamoebida, Endamoebidae.
UUUAAAAAGAAUAAUAUAAAUAUUAAAAAUAACAUUCCAUUUAUUUUCUAUAAAAAUAUACAGAACUAGAACUUUAAAAUUUGAUAUAUAUAAUUAUGAGCUUCGAUAUUGAUGAAGACUCCAUUCCAGCCAUUCGUGGUUGGGUAACAAAACAAGGUGGUUCACAUAAAAGCUGGAAGAAAAGAUGGUUCCAAACUACUCCACGUAAUCCAUUCAGAUUAGACUAUUAUACUAAUGACUCUUGCAGUUCAUUAAAAGGACAUAUAGAUAUGUCUCAAGUUACUGAUAUGAUUACUACAAGAAAUAAAGAUAAAGAUGGGUCAAUGAGAUAUGGAUUUCAAUUAGUAACUGAAAAAAGAACUUGGAAAUUGAUUGUAGAAGGAGAAGAAGAUGGUGAAUAUUGGAAAGAUUCAUUUAGAAAAUUAAUUAAUCAAGUAAGAAAAUCAAAAGGUCUUCCCCCUUUGGAACGUAAAAAACAUGACACUGGAAAACGCCAUCACCAUCAUCAUGAUAAAAAGAAAGAAGAGAAAAAAAAAACUACAACUACCUCUUCUACACCUGUUACUCCUGUUAAUGCUGCACCACCUCCUCCAACCCCUAUCACUGUAACUACUACUUCAAAUCCUACUACUGGUGUUGUCGUUGCUGCUGCACCACCACCUCCUCCAUCUAAAAUUAGUAUCGCUGCUGCACCACCACAUGUUACUAAUUACUCAAAACCUAUUAUUCAACAAGAACCUGAACAACAAGAAGAUUCUGAAAAACAACAAGAAGAAGAACAAUACGAUCAACAGGAUGAGCAAUAUGACCAACAGGAUGAGCAGUAUGAUCAAGAAGAAGAAGGUGAAUAUUCUGAUGAAGAAUAUGAUGAAGAUGAUGACAUUGCACCAGAAGAAAUUUAUGACAAUGAAAUAAGAGCUUGUGUACCACCUGAAAAAUAUGCUGUUGCUCUUCAUGAUUAUGAUUCUUCAACUGAAACUGAAUUAUCUAUUAAAAGAGGUCAAAAAAUUAUUAUUUUUGAUGAUUCUGAUCCAGAAGGAUGGCUUGGUGCUGAAACAAUUGAUGGAAGUAGAGGAUGGGUAUCUUCUCAUUACGUAAAAAUACUCCUUUAACUGUGCAGUUCCUUUUAUUUCAAUUGAUUUUUUAUAUUUUUUAAUAUAAUAACUUUAUAAAGUAUUUAAACAUUGAAAAUGUAAUAUAAAGAUAUUUUUUUUAUACUUAUCUGAUUU